Molecule: messenger RNA, 1741 nt
Organism: Megalopta genalis
Lineage: Eukaryota; Metazoa; Arthropoda; Insecta; Hymenoptera; Halictidae
Source: RefSeq, a predicted model, not a curated record
AAAAGGACCUACUGCAAAUGAGAUACUUGUUAUAAGAAAACUUCGAACACAAGACUAUUGUAACUAAUUCGGUACGUGCAACAACCUCUUACCAAGAUGGCAAGUAACAAGAGGAUAUCUAAAACCUUACUGACAAUGGAUCAGAGACUAGAAGUUCUUCGACAUUUGGAAAGUGGUGUAUCCAUCUCAAAGUUGGCUGCCAAGUACAAUAUUCAUCCUGCUACAGUUCAUCGUAUUCGUCGCUCUGCAGUAAUAUUGAAUCAAUUCACAGAACAAGGUGUUGUGAGGACACGCCGUCGCAAGAUACAGAAACUAAAAACUGAAGAAGUGGAUAACCGUUUACAUGUAUGGUGUCUAGAACAGAUAGCUCUUGGUAAAACACUUACAGAUAAGCUGAUGAUAGAAAAAGCAGUAGAUAUUUAUACAGAAUAUGGAGGACCAUCAUCUUUUAAAGCCAGCAGAGGCUGGCUGUGGUUAUUUAAAAAUCGUCAUAAUAUUAAAGCAGAGGCAGAUGGGAAUGGAGAGACUAUGAAAGAGUUUAUACAGAAUUUCACACAAUGCGUAGCGGAAACUGGCGUUGACAAAGAAAACAUUUACAAUUUUUGUCAGACUAGUCUCUUAUGGCGAGCUCUUCCAGCAUCAUUUUUAGUACAUAGUGGAAUAAAAGAUAUCAACAACCAAAGACAGAGAAAGGAACGAGUAACUAUAGGUCUUUGUACUAAUGCCACAGGGAAACACAAACUUGUACCUUUAUUCAUUCAUAAAUUUGCAAAUCCAAGAGUAUUAAAGUAUUGGAAGUACCAGCUACCUGUGGUUUUCAAAUCGCAACGACAAGGUUUUUUGGAUGCAGGUCUAUUUUUUGAUUGGUAUCAAAACCAUUUUAAACCAGAAGUGUUGAAAUAUCAAAUACAAAAUGGUCUCUCCAAGAAAGUUGUUCUCAUUUUGAAUGAUUCUCAGGGAGAUAAGGCAAAGUUAUUUGAAAGAUUUCAAUCUGAUGAACAAUUUAAAAUUGUGUUUUUUCCUUUCAAUACUUCCCAAAAUGUUCAGCCAAUGAAUCAAGUAAUUGAUGUAGUGAAGAAGUUAUAUCACAGUAGAAUGUUAUGCAAAAUUCAGAGUUUGCCAGGUGGAGUAAAAGAAUUCUAUUCUAAUUUUCACAUGAAAGAAUGUAUUGAUUUUUUGCACGAGGCAUGGACAGAAGUAAGUGUUGUGUGCAUCCAAAUCGCGUGGAAGAACUGCAUUAAACAAAACCUUACAAAAUCGUCAUUAAUAGAAGAUCUUGAAACUCAAUUGGAAUCAAAAGAUGAAGAAGAUGGUGAUAACCUACAAAAUAGUGUGGAAGAUGAAAAUUUUUCAAGAAACAAAGUAAAAAUAAAUUCUAUUAAUAUCAAAAGUGGAGUGGAAUCUUCAUCAGGUAUAUCACCUGAUGAAAGCAAAGUUAUAGAAGCAUUUAACAACAUAAUGGCCUGGUCUAGACAAGAAUCAAAUUUUGUUAGACUACAUGUAAAGCGUUUAAAAAAAUAUUAUGAAGAAAAGUGAUUUGAUGAUAUUAUUAAUAAUAAUGGUACCAACUGAUACAUGUGAUUGAAAAAAAUAACAUUAAAGUAUGAAGUAAAACAGAAGUAUUACAUUAUAUGUGUACUGAGGAUUAUAUCCAUUUAUGACAAAAAUGAAUAGGUGAAAUACAAAACUGUGAAGAUAUUUGGAAAAUUUAAAUAGACUGUUUAAUUUCCGUUUCCAGCAA